Molecule: messenger RNA, 786 nt
Organism: Aspergillus thermomutatus
Lineage: Eukaryota; Fungi; Ascomycota; Eurotiomycetes; Eurotiales; Aspergillaceae
Product: mitochondrial 54S ribosomal protein mL54
Exons: 1
Coding region: 1-786 (261 amino acids)
Cellular component (GO): mitochondrial large ribosomal subunit
Molecular function (GO): structural constituent of ribosome
Source: RefSeq, a predicted model, not a curated record
AUGAUCUGCCGCCGCUGCCGGACCAGCAUCCUCUCCCAGCUCCAACCGCAACCCACAGUUUCAUGGUCAGCAUCAUCAUGUGCACGCCAGCUUCCCAUCCAGCGCAGCCAAUUCCGGAACUACAGUGACGGCACACCCACAGUAUCGGCCACACCUCCUCCGCCCGUCCCCCGGCAGCCCGUCGGCGGCGACAUCACGAUCCCCUCGGCCAUCUCGUCCGCUACACCGGGCGUGUCGCAGCCUCUGAGUACUCCCGAAGGCGUCCACGUGGACGUCAACCCCGAGAAGCCCGUGAAGCCGGCCGCCGAGCGGACGCCUAGCAUUGCGCCUGCGGGCACGAAGCUGAACGGUCUCAACUACUUCAAGAACAAACCGGAUGUUUUUGCCUUGGAGGACUCGGAGUAUCCCGAUUGGUUGUGGGAGUUGUUGGAUGAUAGUUCGAAGGCGAAGAAGGAGGGCGGGGUGGAUCCGAGCAGUAUGUUCUUUUUCUUUGCUUUGGUUUGUGGUGAGGUUCGUGCUAAUGCUGUCCCCCCAGCUCUGAACAAGAAGCAGCGCAAACGCUACGAGAAGAAAAUGGCUGCUCGUGCUGCGACGCUUCCCCCUCAGAUUCCGGUCCACCAUCACGCUACCGAUAUCACACCUGCGCAGUAUAAUCUCGAGGGGGCGUCUGAAGACCUUGUCGCGUUGGCGGCUGAGAGCAUUGAGAAACGGACGGAGAUCACAAAGAGCGCGAGAGAUGCUCGGAGGAAGGCUAUCCGAGAGGCGAACUUCCUGCGUGGUCUGUGA